This is a messenger RNA of Eurytemora carolleeae, 1405 nucleotides long. RefSeq lists its product as uncharacterized. The transcript is spliced from 12 exons. NCBI's taxonomy places the organism in Eukaryota, Metazoa, Arthropoda, Copepoda, Calanoida, Temoridae. The record is from RefSeq and is a predicted model, not a curated record. The coding region runs from base 109 to 1269 and encodes 386 amino acids.
ACUGUACAUACAUGCUGGUACAGGACUUUGUAAUGAGUGUUCCUGACAAAAUAGAGAACUAUGUGAAUUUAUAACAGUACACUGUACAGUGUACAGUACAGUAGAGUUAUGGCUGUAACUGGUUUGGUUAGUGACCAGGAUAGUUUUAAUAAUAACCACACAGAGGCCUCUUCAAAUACAGACUUCAGUAUCUUUACUAUUUCAGGAAGCACCAAGGAUCGGCAAGAAACUAAGUUUAUUGAGAAAUCUAAAAAUGCGGGAACAAAAAAGAUAAAUUUCGCAACAUUAAAAGAACAACAAUAUUCAGCUAGCGAGGGGGAGGAGGAUAUUAAUGCAGAGGAGAAGAAGGAGGAGGAGAGGGAACAGGAUGAUCUGCCAAUUACAAAUAAUCCCCAUCUUCCAAUAUUUAUGCUAAAUACACGAAACUCAAGAGAACCUAACAGAACAAGCACGAGACCAACAACUCCCUUCUCCUCAUUGGACCAAGUAUCUGAGCCCUCCCUCCCCCACUCACUUAACCAUUCACUCCCACUCCCUGGGGAGGGUGGCAGGGGGAGUUGGGAGUGGGUUCUGUUUGCAGAUACUAUACUCCACAAGUCAUGUCAGGUUAUUCUUUCAGUGGUUACAUGUCUUCUACUGCUGACUGGUAUUCUUAUAACAACCCUGACAAUAACCAGUGGAACAGGGGAUUUAGGGUUUGGUGGACCCUUACUUAUAGGACUAGGUUUAUCCUUCCUAAUACUCUCAGUAACUGUUUAUCUUAUUGUAAAGAAAACGAAGGAAGCAACAAAUCUAGAAAAUAGGAAAAGGACUGCAGCUAUAGGACGGCAUAAUGAAGCAUUUUUCUCUGAUAUUCUGGAAGCUAGAAGAUUGUCUUCGCCAAGCCAAUCUCAAAGAUCUUCCAUAAGUGGAGCCCCUCCGGAACCCUUGCCUAGGAAUAAUAGGCGGAAGAGUGUUCUACUUUUUCAAGCUAAAGAUGAAAUUAGGAAGAAUAUAGGAGAAUCUGGUUUAAGUGGGAGGAUACCAGAUAUAUGUCUCAUAGUUCCAACGCCAAAGUUAGAUGACCACCGAAAACAUCCCCUGCAGACCAUAGAUUCAGUUUCCGAAGACUAUUUUAAAGACAACUUAGGUUCGAUCUCCGACCAGGAUUCACCAAUGAGAAUCAUCUCGAAGACCCGACGUGCAAGCUACCAUGGAGAAACUAUAAACACAGACGACAUUUAUCAGCAGCCAACAUCAUUACCAGCCGUUUAUAUCAUGGACAAAUAAAAAAAAUUUAAUAUGAUCCAAGUUUUAAAAAUUGUCUAGUUCAAUUAAAAUGUUCUGCAAGAUGAGGAUUAAAAAGAGACUGUCAACUGUAUUUUGUUUGAAAAAAAUGAUCUUUUAUUAAAUCUGUUAAAAGGGA